This is a messenger RNA of Syngnathoides biaculeatus (alligator pipefish), 1541 nucleotides long. RefSeq names its product refilin B (gene rflnb). Bases 332 to 958 code for a protein of 208 amino acids. Gene Ontology annotation, cellular component: actin filament bundle. Gene Ontology annotation, molecular function: filamin binding. Gene Ontology annotation, biological process: skeletal system morphogenesis; negative regulation of bone mineralization involved in bone maturation; actin filament bundle organization. The record is from RefSeq and is a predicted model, not a curated record. NCBI's taxonomy places the organism in Eukaryota, Metazoa, Chordata, Actinopteri, Syngnathiformes, Syngnathidae. The transcript has 3 exons.
AAGGGACUUUAGAGGGAAAAGUUUGAAGCUGGGCUGCGGGCCUGUUAAGGCCAAGAUCUUUAUUUUUUUUUUUUUUUACACAUGUAAAAGUGAAGUUUGACGUAUUAGAAGGUUCACAGGAGGGGGGGAUUUCAACCUGGAGUUAAACUUUUUUAAUGCCCCACAACGCCUGGGUUAGCUACAAAUUAGCAGCCAGGUGUUCUUCGAGUACAAGUCAGACGAAACUUCGGAGGACGUCAACACAAAAAAAAAAAAAGGAAGAACUUGACAUCGUAUUGGAAAUCCUCCGCAAUUUAUUUAUUUAUUUUCUUGCGGGCACGUGAAAAGGGAAAUGGUCGGACGGUUGCAUUUUGCGAAUGUUUGCGAAGAGGACCCGCUGGGUAUGAGCUGCUGCCGGGCGGACAGAGGACUCGACAGCCCGGACUCCGGCUUGCCGCCGAGUCCGAGCCCCGGCGUCUGGCUCCUGCCCCAGGACAAAGCGCGCGGCGUCAGUCCGGUGCCGGAGGACGAAGGGAGGGAGGAAGGCUCGCGGGUUUCGGCUUUGCCCUCUGGGUCCUUGCAGCCUUUGUCCUAUGGGGAGGGUAUCGCAAUUGAGCCUUUACCCCCGAAAGAAGUAAGAUACACCUCGUCGGUGCAGUACGACUCGGACCGCCACUUCGUCCAGAUCGUGUCCCUGCAGCCGUGGUGCCAGGACCUGGAGCGCUGCUCGCAGACCGUCACGGCCGUGGCCCACAGCACCUGGCGCCGUUAUAAGACUCAGCUGGAUUUCCAGCCUCGCCGCCGGCCGCAGAGCUUCACGAGCACCGUCAUCGUCUACCCCAAGAAAACCAGCGCCGUGUACGCCACGGAGCUCAGCUACGACCGCCGCCGACGAGCCAGGCGUUUCCUCUCCAGCGUGGAGAUGGAGGCGGCGGGAAGCUACCUCAGUAAGAAAGGAUCGAUGGAUCCCGUCCUGUAACAGGCGCACCCCUUGGCUGGCUGCCGGUGACCCUGCUGUUUUCCCCUUUUACGUUGAAGUAGCCAAAUUUGCGUUUUUUUUUUUUUUUUUUUUUUUUUUUAUGGCCGUGAACCAGGAGAACAUGCGAUGUCUUGUUCCUUCCAGCAGAAAUCUAAAGACGCAGUCCGAAGUAAAUUUAAUAAUCCUGCCAGUGGAUGAGUCAUCCAUUAGAAAUGACCUUUUGUAUUAAUUUCCAGGAGUACUGUACUAUCUCGGUCUUCAGUCUUUUUUUUUUUUUUUUUGCACAUCAUGAACAGGGAAAGCUAAUGACUUGCCCACGUUGAGGCGUCCCACCAAAUUGAGCGCUGCCUGGUUUAUUAAGGAGAGCAGAGACUGAUAAUAACUGCGCCGAUUAUGGAAAGGAAGAUAAAAUUCACCGAUUUUUGCUGCAUUCUUAGAAAUCACUCACUGUACAAGGGAUACUUAGCUAUGAGGUUGGUUUAUUUUUUUAUUUUCAUUCCUGCACUAAAUUUAGCACAAAAUGAGCUCUUCACAGCCUUUGUUCUAGCUAUUGAUACCAAAAGUGUGAUGCUAACGGUGUAUU